AUGCGUGCGUUAGGUGUUUCGAAUUCUCAUCAGGCUAGCAAGGUAAAGAAGGUUAACAUCAUUGUUACCUCCCAUUGUUACAUCAUCGUAUCCGUAAGCAGGGACAUCAUGGAAAGAGGUAAAGCCGGCGAUCAGGAGUUCUACCUGCGAGCUUUUGACGAAGUUGGUAACCUCUUUGCCAGCUCCGCGAAAGUUCGCAUCUCCCUCUCGUACCACCCGCGACCGGGCAGUGCAACCCCCACUGGCGGAAACACCCCCGCUUCUAAGGCACGCGGAACGCCCUCCAGCGCAAAGGGGAACAUUCUCGGCCGCGCGCUUACCGCAGCAUUCUCCCGCAUCUCCGCGGAAAGGGCUGCAGAAAAGGGAGCGGAAAAGGGCGGCGGCGGCGGUGGAAUCUCGGCCUCUCCCGCGGGAACCCCCGUCCGUGCGCAGUCGUUCUCCCGCGUCCACCCGGAGACUUUCAGCAGCGCCGGCGGAGUGGGAGGUGGAGGGGGAGGGGGAGGGGGAAUGCCCGGGGGAACUCCUACCGGAACGCCCGCGCGCAUCCGCGGGGAAGAAGGGGGGCUUUUAGCAGGGGGGCCGACAGUGCAAGGCAAUCCAGGGGGCCCUCUCACCGGUGCUGGAGCUACUCCGGUGGGUACACCUGGGACUACACCUGGGAUCACACCUGGGAAUACACCUGGCCAGGCGUUGGCGAGCUUACGACUUGCGAAUCUGACGUUCACGCCUGGGAUUCAAACACGCGAGGCCAUGUCGUCGCAUGGCCCUAGUUCGCUGCAGCGGUCGCGGCCCAUGUCGCCACGGUCGCCGGCGUCGCCCAGGUCGCCCAUGUCGGAGGUGCGCGACGGUCUGCGACACGGGCUGGACCUGGUGCAGGCGCUGCGCGAAGUUACAGAAGGCGGUGCGAAAUUCGCGAACGCGAGUAACAAGAAGCAGAAGUCGAAAUCGGGGCCGUUGAGCGUGAACCAUCCGUAUAUGAUGGAAGCCGUGGAUCUACAGCGCAAGCAUAAAUAUAAAGCGCAAUCCGGCCCGUUAUUCGAUAGCGGAGACGCCUAUGACGCGGAUGGGGGAGGCUCCGGAACCUGCAGCCCGUACAGCCGCCGCCCCGCGUCCUCCUCCCCCCCGAGGCAUGUGCGCAAGAUGAUCCUCCCCCACCGCUCCGCCACUCCGCCCAUGUCCUUCCGCGAGGCCCCGCAGCCCCCCCAUUCCGGGGGGGGAUUCAUCCUCGGUAGAAGCGCUCCGCUAAAUCCAGAGGCCUUAGACCUCUGGGAAGGGGGAGAACCCCCACCAGCGGUAUUUACCUCGAGAUCUGGGCCGUUACGGCUGCAGGGUAAUUACUCGGGAUAUAAACCAACAUCGGGGCCUCUACCCACCACGACGUCUCUCAUGAAGCUCGACUCGUUAGACACUCCGCCGACUCUCCCCCCUCCCCCGUCUCUCCGCGCUAUGAGGCGGGGAGGGGUGGCGGGGAGCGGGCUGUUUUCGCAUUCGAUUGUUAGCGGGAGUGCUUAUAACGGGGCUGCGUUAAGCGGGGGGACGUUUAGCGCGGGAGCUGGGAGCAUGCAGGAGACGAACAGCUCGAGCGGCUGCCACGUGGGAUCCACGGGCGAUGACGUGUCAUCUGGUAUGGCAGGCUCGGGGAUGACAGGUUCGGGAAUGACAGGUUCGGGGAGGAUGCUUCGAAGGCAGGGGUCUGGCGGAAGGCAAGGGCCGGGCGUGCAGCUAGGGUUCGGCGGACGAACAGGGGGAGGCGGAGGCAUGGGGGGGUUUACAGGCGAGAGGGUUGGCACGUGGGGGAGUGGAGGAACGGGGGGAAGCGAAGAGACAGGGGGAAGCGGAGGUGCGGCGGCAUCUGGGGGGUUGAUGGCUGGUGAGUUUGGCAGCUUCGGGGGCGGGUGUGGGGCGGGCGGAUUUGGCAGCUUCUCCAGCCUGGCGUCUCACGGGUCUGUGAAGGCCCCGCUACAGUCCCAAGGCAGCUUCAGCACCAUCAAUUGUGCAACUACCUCCUCGGGCCCAAGAGGAAUGCCUAAGAGCCUGCAGCGCGGGGGGAGCGGGGGGAGCGUGCAGGACGAGGGCGGGGGGGAGGCGGAAGGUGAACAAGGGGCCGGAGGGGAGGGAGUGGGAUUGGCAGGAGGAUAUGCGGGAGGGGAAGGAUUCGUGGUGGGAGCGGGCUUAGAGGCGGACAAUGAAGUGGCACUGUUUCUGCCAGAGGGACGAACCUUUGAGGAAAUGCUGAUGGAGGAGAAAGAAACGGGGUUUGAACACGGAACUUCCACCGCCGUCGCCACUUCUGCUACUGGCAAGGAUGAGGGUUUUGAGACGAGCCACAUGCUGAUGGACGCGGCAGGUGCAUUGGAUGCGUUUCCCUUGCCGAUGCCCGAAGGGUUUGACACGAUGGGAUGGGAUGAGAUGGAGGUGUCAGAAAAUGGGGGUGUGGCGGAAGGAAAUGCGGCGUGGGGAAGAGAGUCUGUGCCCGGGGGCGGAGGUGGGGUUGAUAGGCAACAAAUGGCACAGGCACAGCAGCCUUUAUCGGCAGCAGCCCACACGUGCCAACAUGCCGCCUAUACAUGCCCCAGUGACAUUCAGCAAGUGACAGCGGAUGCCGGCCAGCUUCUUUCAAACAACCAAACCCUACCUGGAAGAAUUCACGCGCCUCCCUCGCUGUCGCCUCCUGGGUUCGGCACAGCAGCAGGGCCAGCAGGGGCAGUAGCAGCAGCUGGGAGUCCCUUGCAUCGAUCGAGGGGUGUUGGGCGGAGAACAAUGGGAGGGGGCAUUGGUGGGGGAAUCGGAGGGGCGAUGGGAGGAGGAAUGGGAGGGCUGGGAGGAAGAAUGGGAGGAGGGACAGAAAGUGGCUUUGACACUGGUGGUGCUGUCACUGAUGCUGUAGGUGUGGUGGCUAAUGCAGCAGCAGCACCCGUGGCUGGAGUGCAGUAUGCCUGA
Messenger RNA from Closterium sp. NIES-65, 2940 nucleotides. NCBI's taxonomy places the organism in Eukaryota, Viridiplantae, Streptophyta, Zygnematophyceae, Desmidiales, Closteriaceae. The record is from the annotation of a GenBank genome assembly.